This is a messenger RNA of Fimicolochytrium jonesii, 1497 nucleotides long. RefSeq lists its product as uncharacterized. The transcript is spliced from 3 exons. NCBI's taxonomy places the organism in Eukaryota, Fungi, Chytridiomycota, Chytridiomycetes, Spizellomycetales, Powellomycetaceae. Gene Ontology annotation, biological process: regulation of small GTPase mediated signal transduction. Bases 155 to 1129 code for a protein of 324 amino acids. Gene Ontology annotation, molecular function: GTPase activator activity. The record is from RefSeq and is a predicted model, not a curated record.
UUUCUGACAUUCAACUUUCCAAAACAGACAGGGCUGCUACUCGAACUCGGAAAGAUAACGACAUUCCUUUAUUUUCUCGAACCAAGGAACGUUGGCAUCUAUUACCAACGUAGAAGGCAACGAGAAGGAGCAGCCACGCUGAUAAAGAGUCGGGAUGUCCGUAAAUGUCGGAAACUCGGAGUUCAGGCCAUUGCCUACCAAUCCCACGGCAAAAAUCACCGGCGUGCACGAGAGUUUGUUGCAAGAAUGCGAGAAGGAUAUAAUAUGGUACCGCGAUAAUUUCUUUGGAAAAGUUCACCAAAAUUACCUCGCCUUGGAUUCACCCCGAGGGCCACUUGCCAUCUCAGUGAUCCGUGACGCGGAUGCAUACAAAGCGUUGCUUCGGACGACCGCUGGUAGCGAGCGUUUAAGCGUGAGCGCUUCCUCCAUCCCGACCUCGCUGGUCCGUCGCGUGUUUGGGUUGGGUCCAUCGAUGGAAUCACUAAUGGAGGGUAUCUCGCGGAAUAUCCCGACGAAAAGCCUGAAGAUGUGCAAAGAUGCGACCUUGCCAAACGAGUUGCUGUCGAUGGAGGAGCGACAAGUGAUACGGAGCUACAAGUUUGGGGUCGCCUAUGUUGGCCCUGGGCAAGGAAGCGAGGAGGAAAUGUUCAAGAAUAGACAUGAGGAUACGUCACCUGCAUUCAAACAAUUUCUGAACUUCCUUGGAGAAACGAUCGAGCUGCGAGGAUGGAAAGGCUACCGAGCAGGAUUAGACACUUCGGGAUCGAACUUGACAGGGACACACAGCGUCUACACGAAAUGGCAAGGAUACGAGAUCAUGUUCCAUGUAUCGACACUUCUUCCAUUCAUCGAAGGCGAUCGUCAGCAAUUGGAGCGCAAGCGACACAUCGGAAACGACAUUGUCGUCAUAGUGUUCCAGGAUGGAGACGUUCCUUUUCAACUCAGCAGCAUCACAUCGCAUCAAAAUCAUGUCAUUUCUGUCGUGAGGCCGGAUGGCGACGGAUAUCGCGCGAUCGUGGCCCCAAAGUCGGGUGUCCCGAGCUUUACGCCGGAUCUGCCAGAACCAUCCGUUUUCGGUCAAGAUGCGGUAUCGCGAGACUUCUUUUUGCACAAAUGUAGGUUGCGUUGAAGGUUUGAGCUGGAUCAGGAGGGCUUUAUGGAAACGCGGCAAAGAUUGGAUGAAGGGUUUCCAACGAAGGAGAUGCCGCACAUACAUUGUGCUCGCUUGGAAGGGGCUUCGAAUCGCCCGCACUUUCCCAUUAUCAGACGUCCUUCUCGAAUCGGUAUCAAUCAAUCUGAGAUCUUCUUCACUUCCAUCCCUUCUACAGUGGUCAACGGCGAACGAGCAUCAUACAAAGCGCCCUCAUUUGCGCCAAAAAUCUCGCGAACACGGUCUGUGUUGCUGUAUGAAGUGGCAUCAAAGUUCCUCAAGUAGUUCGUCUAGUCAUGGAGAAGCUGGAAGGCAUGACACGGAGAAAACUCGUUGCUGCGAAGGUC